Messenger RNA from Sorghum bicolor (sorghum), 2117 nucleotides. Its product is annotated as sucrose transport protein SUT5. NCBI's taxonomy places the organism in Eukaryota, Viridiplantae, Streptophyta, Magnoliopsida, Poales, Poaceae. The transcript has 8 exons. Gene Ontology annotation, cellular component: membrane. The record is from RefSeq and is a predicted model, not a curated record. Gene Ontology annotation, molecular function: sucrose:proton symporter activity. The coding region runs from base 162 to 1952 and encodes 596 amino acids.
CUGAUCAGAAGCGCCAAUAAUAAUGCAAGGUCUCCAUCGAAAUCAUUGUUCAGAAUCUGUUUUGUUAAUUCCUUUCCUUGAGGACCAUCCAAGCAAACAAUACAUAUAUAUUGGAGGCGGCUGGCUAAUUCUUUUCUGUUCCUUGCUCGAUCUUUGGAACUAUGCUGGAAAUUAAGCUGGCUACGCCGUCACGCUUCAUUCGUCGUUCCCGCGCUCGGCGCUCGUCGCUUUCCAACCCCAUCCUUCCCGUCCGUGACCGUGAUUAUUUGCCGUGUGCUUGUUUCGUUCGUUCCUGCUCCUCUCACUCCUCGCACCUUGCGCCGCCGCAGCCCGCAGCAGCCAUGGACGACGGUGACGUCGGCGAGGAGGACGCCAACAAGCAGCGCCUCGAGCGGGCCACCAUGAACCUGGAGCGCGGCGUCGUCGCCGGCGAGAAGGGCGACGGCAGUGGCGGGAAUGCGAGCCGGAAGCCGCCGAUAGGCAUCGUCCGGCUCUUCUUGGCCUGCAUGGUCUCCGGCGGCAUCCAAUACGGCUGGGCGCUGCAGCUCUCCCUCCUCUCGCCCUACUCUCAGACUCUUGGGAUCUCACACAGCUACGUGUCUCUGACAUGGAUCUGCGGGCCUAUCGCCGGAUUUGUGGUGCAACCCAUCGUGGGCUACUACAGCGACCGGUGCACCUCGAAGAUAGGCCGGAGAAGGCCCUUCAUCCUCGCUGGAUGCAUCGUCAUCUGCCUCUCUGUGCUGAUGAUCGGGUUCUCGGCGGACAUCGGGCGGCGCCUCGGCGACACCAAGGAGCAGUGCAGCACGUUCACCGGCUCCCGCUGGUACGCCGCCGCCGUCUACAUUGUUGGCUUCUGGUUCCUCGACUUUGCCAACAACACCGUCCAGGGUCCGGCUCGCGCCAUGAUGGCCGACCUAGCUGCUGGACAGCACGGCCCCAACGUUGGCCAGGCCAUUUUCUCCCUGUGGUUGGCUCUCGGCGGCGUGCUCGGAUACUUGGCCGGCGCCAACGCGAGAUGGCACGAGUGGCUCCCUUGGCUCAAAACCGCGGCGUGCUGCGAUGCCUGCGCGAACCUCAAGGGCGCCUUCUUGACUGCGUUGAUCCUCAUUAUAAUCACCAUGUCGGUCACCUUGUGGCUCGCCGGCGAGCAGCAACUCGACAAGGACAACGUCGUCGACGCCUCCGGCGGCGCGUGCUCCUUGUUCGUCCAUCUCUUCAAGAGCCUCAAGAACCUUCCCCCUGCCAUGCUCGGCGUGCUCGCCGUCACGGCCGUCACCUGGCUGUCGUGGUUCCCGUUCAUCCAGUACAACACCGACUGGAUGGGGCGGGAGAUCUUCCACGGCGAGCCGCAGGGCGCGGGCGGCAAGGCGGACCUGUACAACGCCGGCGUCCGCGAGGGCGCCGUGGGCCUCCUCUUCUGCUCCGUCGCGCUGGGCGUCACCUCCUUCCUCCUCCCCAAGCUGUGCCGGAAGCUCACGUCCCGGGUCGUCUGGUCCAUCAGCAACCUCAUGGUGUUCGCCCUCUUGACGGCCAUGGUCGUCCUCGGCAUGGUCUCCAUGAAGGGCUACAAGCCCUCGCUCGCCGCCUCCCUCUCCGCCGGCCCCGACCACACGUUCAAGAGCGCCGCACUCGCUAUCUUCGCCCUCAUCGGCAUACCUCAAGCUGUGCUGUUCACUGUACCUUGCGCCGUGGCGUGUGAGAUUGCCACUGAGGAGGGCGGUGGCCAAGGUCUCACCCUUGGCGUCCUCAACAUUGCCGUCGUCCUUCCACAGCUGUUGAUCGCGCUCAGCGCAGGCCCCAUCGACGGCGCCUUCGGCAAAGGAAACGCCCCGGCCUUGGGCAUCGGCGCCGUCUUCGCCCUCAUCAGCGCGGUCCUGGCGCUCGUCCUUCUCCCAAAGACGAGAGGCGUGUCCAACGCCAGCGCCACCGUCAUGGCGAGCGGCCACUGUUGAGUGAUCUCCAGGCCUGUCGUCGCAGCAGCGGCUGCCCAGGCGAGAGUGGAUGAUCGGAAAUCCAGGAAUCUGCUACUUGGUCAUUUUGUAGUGGCCGCACCCCGAUUGAACAAACAUACAGUAGUGUAUCAUGUCAUGAUAGAAAAUGAAUCUGUCGAUAUGGUA